AAUAUGUUUUCAAAAUUAAAAUCGGGCUUUUGGUACUGGGUGAAUUUUUCUUCCGCUUUUUGGGACUUUUAUAGCCGCAUAGCAGUUGAAACAUUUUCAAUUGCAAAAUAUAGUGACGUGUGACUGCGCGUAGGUACGCUAUACGGAUUUCCGAGAAUCUUAGCCACGACUAUUAUACGGGCGAUAAGAAAUCAAUUACAUAAUAUUAUAAUGAUACAGACCUGCUAAUAAGGUCCGUUACCCCAGCACUGCCAAAUAUUAUUCAGUAUUAUUAUGCCAUCGUGAUUCAGUCCGUGCACGUUUUUAUUUGUACUCACUACUUACUACCAAUUUCAUUUAUUUGUGGUAAAAAUGAGUAAUUGGCGUUUUGGUAAUAAAAAACGAGCUAAAUUAUUCAUAAGACGAAAAAAACUGAAACACAAUUUGGCAAAUUUACAAAAAAAAAAUAAAGAAAUUCAAGAACUCGAAAAUGACGACAGCAAUAACGUUUCAGAAAUAAGCAAUAAUCAGAGUAUAUACACAUCAAAUCAUAGUAAUGAGACAUAUUAUGAUGAACACGACGAUAACAGGUUCAUUUGUGGCGGUAGACGUAUUGUUAAUAUAAAUCAUUUAUUUGAUUCGAUUCAGAAAAUCAACCACCCACUUUUUGGCUGCUCAUUUAAAGAUCUUACUUUGAUAAAUGAAAAAAAAAAUGGUUUUUAUUCCGAAUUUAUUUUUAAGUGUACGAUGUGCAACAAAUUAGAAGUCAUAACAACUGAAUGUAAUAAGUCUUCGUCGGUGUGCAUAAAUACAGCAGUGGUUACAGCAGUUGUAAAUACUGGACAAGGAUUUUCCCAAUUAGACACUUUUACAGCAGUUUUAAAUAUGCCGAAUAUGUCCAAUCCAAGUUAUCAAAAAUAUCACAAUGACGUAAAAAAGCACACCGAAGAUUUGGCUUUUGAUGCGAUGAUUGAUGCUAGCAAAGAAGAAGCUGCGUUAGCUAUAAUGGAAAAUAAUGUCAAUGAAAAAGGAAUUCCAUUGAUUACAGUGAUAGCUGAUGGCGCUUGGUCAAAGAGAUCUUAUAAAAGUGGCUAUAAUGCUUUGUCUGGUGUAGCAUCUAUCAUUGGGUAUAGGACCAAAAAAGUUCUUUUUAUGGGUGUACGUAAUAAGCACUGUUCAGUUUGCCAAAAAAAUGAAAAUAGUGAAAAAGAAUCACCAUCUCAUCAGUGUUUUAAAAAUUGGAAUAGGACUUCUACUGCUAUGGAAUCCGAUAUAAUUGUCGAGGGAUUCUGUCAAAGUGUGACUAUGCAUAAUUUAAUAUAUGAUAAAUUAAUUGGAGAUGGAGAUUCAAGUGUAAUGAAGAAGUUAACACUUUCUAAACCUUACGCUGAUUACGACAUAGAUGUAAAAAAAAUAGAAUGUAUGAACCAUAUUUUAAGAAACUAUUGUAAUAGAAUUGUAGACAUAUCAGCUCGUCGUAAAAGUUCUUCUGGAACUGUGGUUCCAGGGUUUUUAAGAAAAACAUUAAAAGAUAGAAGGCUUAAAUUAAGAUGCGCAGUUACAAAGGCAAUAUUGCAUAGAAAAGAAAUGCCUUUGUUGCAUAAUGAAAAAGCGAUUCUUCUAAAAAAAGAUAUUUUAAAUAGUCCGUAUCAUGUAUUUGGUAGCCAUUAUGAAUGCUCAAGUUAUUUUUGCACUGGUCCAAAAGACAAUGAAAUUGAUUUAGUUCCUCAAAUGGAAUCUUGUGGCUUAUGGGCAGAUAUAUCAGGAGCCAAAAAUAUUGUUGCCCAUCAUGCUCAAAGCUUAAUUUACAAUGUUAACAAUAAUGCUGUGGAAGGGUUUAAUAGCGUAGUAGCGAAAUUUGUUGGUGGAAAAAGGGUGAAUUUUUCUUUACGAGGAUCAUACAGUGCAAGAUGUAAUGCUGCAGUUUCAUCGUUCAAUUUUGGUCCAAAAUAUUUAAAUAGUUUUCAUAAAAAAGUUACAAAUGUAAGCCCUGGAAUAUACACUAAAAAAUUUAUAAGCAAGAUUGAUAAAAACCAGCAUAGCAGAGUUGGUCGACGUUUAAAUUUUGAUAAAUCCAGAAAAUUUGAGAAAAAACAAAAAUGUAUUGCUGGACCAGAUGAAGAUUAUGGAGCUGUAGACAUUGGAAUAGGUAUAAUUGAUAUGUCACCCGAAGAAUACGACGCCAAAAAAAUUGCAUUUUUAAAAAAAAUUGAUUUAUCCAUUGAUGAAAUAAUAAAAAUAGAAAGAAAUACAGUUGGACAACAAGAUAAUGACGAUUGGAAAAAAUUUAGAAAACAACGACUUACGGCAUCUAAUUUUGGAAAAGUUUGUAAAUUAAGACCCACCACUUCGCGAGCGAAUACCAUAAAAUAUAUUUUAUAUGAUAUUUUCCAAGGAAGUUCUUCAACUAGGUAUGGUAUUGAAAACGAAUCAAUAGCCCGAAAUGCAUUCCAAAAAACCAUAACGGAGAAAAUCGAACCAGCGGGAUUGUUUAUUCAUAAGAAUAAACCCUAUCUCGCAGCAAGUCCUGACGGGUUAAUAGGUGAAGACUGUAUCUUGGAGAUAAAGUGUCCUCCGAGCAUAAAAGAAUAUACUCCAGAAGAGGCAGUACAUAAUAAAAAAAUAAAGUAUAUGAUAUCCGAUGGUGAAAAAAUUACUUUAAAAAAAACUGAUAAUUAUUAUUAUCAAGUUCAAGCACAACUCAACAUUACAGAAAGAAAUUACUGUUAUUUUGUUGUGUGGACUCCAAAAGGUUUUAUAGUAGACAAGAUAUCCAAAGAUGUCGAAUUUUGGACAUCAAAAAUUGAACCAUUUGUCACAACAUUUUACAUGGAAUCGUUACUGCCUGAAAUCAUUGACCCAAGAUUUGAUAGAGGACUACCAAUAAGGUCCGGUAAACCGACAAAGAAGCUCUAAUUAAAUAAAGGUGUAUUUAUGUAGCAAUAUAAUAUAAUACAAACAAUUGUUUUUUUAAAGGUACUUACUGUUGUCAAUAUAUAUUUAUAAUUAUAAUGAU
This is a messenger RNA of Acyrthosiphon pisum (pea aphid), 2995 nucleotides long. RefSeq lists its product as uncharacterized. Lineage: Eukaryota; Metazoa; Arthropoda; Insecta; Hemiptera; Aphididae. Bases 352 to 2895 code for a protein of 847 amino acids. The record is from RefSeq and is a predicted model, not a curated record. The transcript has 11 exons.